Molecule: messenger RNA, 1837 nt
Organism: Pseudophryne corroboree (corroboree frog)
Lineage: Eukaryota; Metazoa; Chordata; Amphibia; Anura; Myobatrachidae
Product: cytochrome P450 4B1-like
Exons: 12
Coding region: 152-1834 (560 amino acids)
Molecular function (GO): iron ion binding; monooxygenase activity; oxidoreductase activity, acting on paired donors, with incorporation or reduction of molecular oxygen
Source: RefSeq, a predicted model, not a curated record
UCAGUACUGCCCACAAGCCCAGGCAGGGGGGAGAGGAGUUACCACACGUGCACCAAAUGCAGCUUCCUAAAUGCAACCUGCACAAUAAUACUGUUCUCGCUGUGUGACAGAUUUCCAGUGUGUGCCAUAUAUAUGUGUGUAUCCCCACACCAUGCUUGUGCAGCUAUUAGUGUGUGUGUCCCACACCCAUUUCCUGCAGCUUCCUCUCCUCCCAAUCUGUACAUUGCCCUGUCCUGUGGCUCCACCUGCCCCUGACACACUAUUAUGUCCCUGUGAGAUCAGCAGCAGCAGCAAUACCUCAGCCAUGGCUGCCUCCUCUGUGCUGUCCCUGAGCGGCCUCUGUCACUGGGCUGCCUGGCUCUUCCUCCUCUACCUGCUGUACAAAGCCUCUACGCUGUACCUGAGGUGGCAGCAGCUGCGCCGGGUGUUCUCUCCCUUCCCGGGUCCAGAGCGCCACUGGCUGUACGGCAACGCUCAUGAGUUUAAACAAGAUGGGACAGACUUGGACAGGGUGGCUGGAUAUGCAAAGCAGUAUGAGUAUGGAUUCCCGAUGUGGCUCGGAAAUUUCUUCGCUUCUCUCUUUAUAUGUCACCCGGACUACGCAAAGGCCAUUCUGUCCCGGCAGGAUCCAAAGGACAGCAUCGGGUAUCUAUUCAUAACCCCAUGGAUUGGGAAAGGGCUGCUGGUGUUAUCAGGACCAAAAUGGUCCCAGCACCGCAAGCUGCUGACUCCGGCCUUCCACUAUGACGUCCUGAAGCCGUAUAUCGGACUGAUGUCAGACUGCGCCAACACCAUGCUGGACAAAUGGGAGAAGCUGGUCCCCGAUCAGAAGCCGCUGGAGCUCUUCCAUUAUGUCAGCCUCAUGACCCUGGACACCAUUAUGAAAUGUGCCUUCAGUUACGAGAGCGACUGCCAGAAUGAUGGCAAGAAUGAUUAUAUCAAUGCGGUGUAUGAGCUGUCCUUCCUGGUGGGCCAGCGAGCUCGCUGCUUCCCCUACCACAAUGACAUCAUCUACUACCUGAGCCCACACGGAUUCCGUUUUCGGAGAGCGCUGAAAAUCGUUCACCAGCACACGUAUAAAGUCAUUAAACAGAGACAAGAAUCUCUUAAGCAGGAGACGGAACUCGAGAAGAUCAAGCAGAAGAGACACUUGGACUUUCUGGACAUUCUGUUGUGUGCCAAGGAUGAGAACGGGCAGGGCCUGUCCGAUGAGGAUCUGCGGGCGGAGGUGGACACGUUCAUGUUUGAGGGACAUGACACCACAGCCAGCGGGAUCUCCUGGAUAUUAUACUGUAUGGCCAAGUACCCGGAGCACCAGGAGAAAUGCCGGAAGGAGAUCCGAGAGGUCCUGGGGGAGCGGAACACCGUGGAGUGGGAGGAUCUGGGUAAGAUGCCGUACACCACCAUGUGUAUUAAGGAGAGUAUGCGCCUAUAUCCCCCUGUACCAGGAGUGGCUCGUGAGCUCAGCCAGCCAAUCACCUUCUGCGAUGGGAGGACCCUGCCCAAAGGAGCGACUGUGUUACUGAGUAUAUAUUGUAUCAACCGGAGUCCCAGCAUGUGGGACCAUCCAGAGGCGUUUGACCCUCUGAGAUUUUCACCGGAUAAUUCAUCCAAUAGACACGCGUACAGCUUCAUUCCCUUCUCAGCUGGAUCAAGAAACUGCAUUGGACAGAACUUUGCCAUGCACGAGAUGAAAGUCGCCGUCGCCCUGACGUUACAGAGAUUUGCGCUGAGUCCAGAUUUAGACAAAGAACCAUUGAAGAUCCCUCAGUUAGUCCUGCGCUCUCUAAAUGGCAUUCACCUGAAUCUGAGGAAAAUACAGAGAAAAUCCUGAAAA